GUCAUGUGCUGUUUACUACAAAACAUUUUUAAAAUUUUCGUCUUUACCAUUGCGGCUUUUUUGAAUUUGUUUAUAACUGCUCAAUUACUCUUGCACUUUUAUGAAAUUAGAAACGGAACCGAAGCUCUGAUUUCCAGAAUGGAAAACUAUUUCAAUGUUUGGACUAUCCAUAUCUGGUGUGGAACUUUGAUGACCGUACUCAAGUUAAAGGUUUGAAAUAUAAUAUUAUAUCCGGUUGAUCUCUGUUAUCUGCAAUGGUGGGUUCUAAUGACGUCGGUCUAUAUUUAAGCUGGGUUCGUUCUUUAUUUGUAG
Messenger RNA from Drosophila gunungcola (fruit fly), 312 nucleotides. RefSeq lists its product as uncharacterized. Lineage: Eukaryota; Metazoa; Arthropoda; Insecta; Diptera; Drosophilidae. The record is from RefSeq and is a predicted model, not a curated record.